AUGGCUUCCGACAUCCCCUCGUGCGGUGGCUCAAAUGCCGGACAGCUAAAGGAAAACACUAUCAUCGUCGUCUUAGGGGCCAGCGGUGAUCUCGCAAAGAAAAAGACCUUCCCAGCUCUUUUCGGAUUAUAUUUCAAUGGAUUUUUGCCCGCAGGUACACGAAUAAUUGGCUAUGCAAGAACAAAGAUGGAGCAAGAGGAGUUUCACAAACGAGUAUCUCAAUGUAUCAAAGCACCCAUACCGGCGAUGAAGAAGAAAUUAGAGGAAUAUCUAGGGAUCUGCAGUUACGUUGACGGUCAAUAUAACGAAGAUGCCAGCUUCCAAAAGCUAGAGGAGGUCAUUAAGGAAAAGGAGAAGGAUUUCAAAGGCUCCGAUCGUCACAGAAUCUUCUAUAUGGCCUUGCCCCCGAGUGUUUUCAUCGACGUUGCGAACGGUUUGAAGAAGAAUAACUACUCGCCCAAUGGAUUCAAUCGGAUUGUCGUCGAGAAACCUUUUGGUAUGGAUCUUCCAACCAGUCGUCAGCUGAUGGGCAACCUAAAGGCAUUGUGGAAGGAAGAAGAGACUUUCCGGAUCGAUCAUUACCUCGGUAAAGAAAUGGUCAAGAACCUGUUGGUGCUGCGAUUUGGAAAUGUCAUACUAGACGCUUCUUUCAACAAGAACUUGAUAUCGAACGUCCAAAUCACAUUCAAAGAACCUUUUGGAACGGAAGGGCGAGGUGGCUACUUUGAUGAGUUUGGAAUCAUUCGAGACGUGAUGCAAAAUCAUCUGCUUCAAGUCCUAUCUCUGUUGACGAUGGAGAGACCUGUCUCAUUCUCUGCGGAGGAUAUCAGAGAUGAAAAAGUCAAGAUUUUAAGAUUUAUUCCCCCUAUUCAGCGAGAACAUUCUCUGCUUGGGCAGUACACCGGGGCGGACGGCAAGCCAGGUUACUUGGAUGAUGAUACUGUGCCUAAAGGUUCUAUCUGCCCCACAUUUGCGGCACUAGUUCUAUACAUCAACUCUCCCCGGUGGGAGGGUGUGCCGUUUGUUCUAAGGGCUGGAAAGGCUCUUAACGAACAAAAAACAGAGAUUCGCAUUCAGUACAAGGACGUCACCCAAGGUAUCUUUAAAGAUAUUGCUAGAAAUGAGCUUGUAAUCCGAGUUCAGCCGGGAGAAGCCGUGUACCUGAAGAUGAAUGCCAAAGCGCCAGGAUUGGCCAUGAAAUCAGUCUCAACAGAAAUGGAUUUGACCUACAAAAGACGGUUUAGCGACUUGAAGAUUCCUGAGGCCUACGAAGCCCUGAUCUUGGACGCUAUCAAAGGAGAUCGAUCAAACUUCGUUCGAGACGAUGAGCUAGAAAUUGCAUGGAAAAUUUUCACGCCGUUACUACACUACAUCGAUCAGGAAAAACCAAAGCCGGAACCGUACGCAUAUGGCUCGCGAGGUCCAGAGGGCUUAGAUGACUUUAUCACCAAACAUGCUGGAUACCAAAGAUUUACACAGGGAUAUAAAUGGCCUGUACAAUCAGUUCUAUAUUAG
Molecule: messenger RNA, 1515 nt
Organism: Puccinia triticina
Lineage: Eukaryota; Fungi; Basidiomycota; Pucciniomycetes; Pucciniales; Pucciniaceae
Exons: 11
Coding region: 1-1515 (504 amino acids)
Biological process (GO): pentose-phosphate shunt, oxidative branch; glucose metabolic process
Cellular component (GO): cytosol
Molecular function (GO): glucose-6-phosphate dehydrogenase activity; NADP binding
Source: RefSeq, a predicted model, not a curated record